Messenger RNA from Oenanthe melanoleuca, 6577 nucleotides. RefSeq names its product myopalladin (gene MYPN). Bases 2315 to 6328 code for a protein of 1337 amino acids. The transcript has 20 exons. Lineage: Eukaryota; Metazoa; Chordata; Aves; Passeriformes; Muscicapidae. The record is from RefSeq and is a predicted model, not a curated record.
ACAAUUUUAUUCAAGGAAAUGUCACUUGGUAUAAUUGGAUUAACACAUGAAAUAAAAAAUACAUAAAGCAUGAAACAAUGUACAGUGUUGCACAAAUCUCAACCUCCUUCUGUAAUAGACAUUGCUAUUUUAUUUUAAAGAAUUAUUGUAAUCCUUAAAACAGAUCACUGUAAAUGGAAUAAUUCAAGUGUGUCUACUUUUAUUCCACUUACCAUUUAUCUUAGCAAAUUUGCUUUUUUGUUCCAGAGAAGCCAUAUCCUACCCACCAUGCCUUAGUACCUUAUGGCAUCCCCUUCUUGGGGCUGGGAACACAUAGGCAGUGGGGAGAAGAGAAUAUCUGCUGUGUGUCACAGAUGCAAAAUCCAGUGAAAACAAGAAAUAGAAAUCUGCUUAAUUUCAGGAAAGGAAUUUAUUUCCUUGUAAGUGCCUUAGCACUGAGGGUUUCCUACUACCAUUGCACAGUCUUCUUAUUGAUGGUCACAACAAGCAGGAAACUAUUUUCAGUUCCCUUGCCAUUAUUAAAAUAGCAAUGCUUGCCUACUGCCUGGUGAUAGCUGUCAGCACAAUUGUACCCCAGUUAAUCCCCCACUGAGAUAAUACAAAAAUGGGGAAAUAAUCAUAUCUAGGGUUAACUGAUAUGUCAUUUAUGCUUAAUGACUGAAAAACAUCUUUCAGUUAAUCUAGAUAUUUUUGAAGGCUACAGUGUUAUGGCAUAAAACUUUCUGUAUAGUUAGUAACAGAGACAGAUUCUGCUCUCUGCUUCCAUUUUCUCCUGGCAACAGCCAGGACAUCCUUUAUAAACUUUAAAUCCACAUUUCAAACCCCUUUGCUUUAUACUUUGAUGUGUCACAGACUACAGAAAAUAGAAAUGGGUGUCCAGAACAGCUGAUAACAUGAAAUUAGAGACGUCAGCAUUUUGCUGUGAGAAAUUACUGACCUUUGUGUGAAGCCUUUGUGUAGAAUAUUCUUGAUUAAGACAAAGAAAAAGCUUUAGAAUGCAAAUAGCCUUACAAACAAGGGAUGGUCAGGCCCUUUUAUGCCAUUUCAGUUUUACAUUUCAUCCUUAAAUUCUUCACAGUGUCCAUGUAGAGAACUCACACAUACACAGAGUAUGUUUUAUAUGCUCUGCCACUUUAUAGCUGAGUGUGUUGUAGCUCUCUCUCUGCCCACCCUGCUCACAAACAGUUCUGUCCAGCUCAAAUGCAAAUCUGCUCACCAGUAAGACCAAGUAUUUAUUAACUGAUGGCAAUGUGCUGAAACAACCUGAACAGUUUUUGUGACCUGUUUGUGAACAUAAAUCACAAUACAAAUACUGAACUGACAAGACUGCAAGUUCUGUGGUUAACUUGAGGCAUCUGAUAAAGGGAGCUGGUUAAGGGAAAACUGAGGAGACACCUUCAAAUUAAGAUAAGCCAAACCAAGAACCUGCAACCCCCCACUCCCCUCAUCCCCUCAGGCCACCGACUGUAGGUGAAAUAGCCAAAGGGAAGCAAUUCAUCAUAGGACGAUGAAUGCAAAGGGAAUGAAAAAGGAGUGGAGGGUGAUGAUGAGCUCUGGACAUGAAGUCUGUAAGGAAGGAAAUGAGCUGCCCUUUGUGUUAGGGAUGAAGCUCUUGUAUUCACAAACCCUUGGGGAAAUCCAGUGCCCCCAGGCCCACUCCAGCUGGCUCUGAGUGACUCCCCUGUGCCCUGGCAGUAUGGCAGAAGCCACACAAGAGCUGAGCCACCUGCAGGUUGGGGCUGAAGAUGCUGAACAUUUUUGAGCAUCCUACACAGAGGGUUGGGAGUGCAGCCCUUUCCCACAUGGGGCAUAUUUUCUUCCUACUGAAUUGAUGUUUCACACUAUUACAUGCAUUUUUCUGUUAUAAAUAGAUCAGCAGGCCAAGUGCUAACCAAGCACCAGGAAAUUCCUGUAUAAUUUUUUUGGUUUUUGGUUAGGAGCUGGAUGCUGAGACACCAGUUCCCAUGUCAUUAAACUGGGUUUUGGUCAGGCCAAAACUGACCUUUGAUUUUUAAGGUGCAAUCCUACAGGAACACAACAUCAAUAACUGGGCGGGCUGCGCCCUGCAGAGACCAAUUUGGUAACACGCUGAACCUCAGCUUAUAAAAUAGCUGCAAGUGGUGCCACAUGCUGCUGAUUCUGACAUGACACUGUGUCUUUGCACGGCAGCAUGAUGAAGCACCCUAAAAUUAGCCUUCUUACUAUUUGGUAAAGAGCAGGCAGAAAGGUAGCAGCCUGCACUGAGGAGAACAAAGAGGCACGGGAGAGGACCACGACUGAGGCUCACACACAGCCUGGCCACAGCACCUCAUGCAUGCAAGACGACAGUUUAGAAACCUCAACUUCAAUAUCUCAGCUUCUGAGAGAGAGUUAUUUAGCAGAAACUAAACGUCAAGGGAAGAGUGAAAGAAGCAGAUCAGAGCCAGUUUCUCAUAAUUUCCACUAUGGCAAUGCUUCUGGUGAUUCAGAUGAGGUAGCUGCUCAAGAUGACCUCCCAGAUCUCUCUGCCUUUUUGAGCCAAGAGGAGCUUGAUGAAAGCGUAAACCUGGCCAGACAAGCUAUUGAUCAGAAUCCACUGGAAACUAAACAGGAUGAGCUUCAGGCACAUUCACAGCACCCCCCAGAUCAGCUGAACAACACGGGAAAACACAAACAAAUGGCCCAGUCUACAGCUCUGAAAACAUCAGACAACGGUCUGCACUCCAACUUUUGUCAGGAACAUGUCAGAAACACAAAGGGGUCCAAAGGGAGCUCUCAAGAUCUAAAGAAACACCACCUCCCUUCUGAAUCAGAAUCCAAAAAGGAAUUCCUAAACAAGGCAGCAGAUUUCAUCGAGGAGCUCUCGUCUCUUUUCAAAGCUCACAACUCUGAAAGAAUACGACCCCGAACAUGCAAAAACUACAAGAGCAAAAUUGAUUCCAAGAACAAGUCUGCUCAAAAAGGUAGCUCUAGCCUGUCUCUCACCUCAGAAAACAGAGAAAGGCUUUCCAUUCCAGCACCUCAAGACUUGGAAAACAAAGCAGAGAAAACUUUUGAACAAACAGAUCAACAGGCAGCAAACCUGGAAUCUGUCAGUCAAUUAACAAGUGCAGAGCUGAAAACAGAGUCAGAAUCUGCAUCUGUAUAUUCUGAUGAGCCCAUUGGACAACCACCACGCUUUACUCAGAAACUGAAGAGCAGGGAAGUUCCUGAAGGAUCCAAAGUGCAAUUGGACUGCAUUGUGGUAGGAAUCCCAGCACCUGAAGUCAGGUGGUACUGUGAGGGGAAGGAGCUUGAGAACUCACCAGACAUUCAGAUUAUCCAGACAGGAGACCGCCACUCACUGAUUAUUGUGGAAGCUUUUGAGGAGGACACGGGGCGUUACUCGUGCUUUGCUUCCAACAUCUAUGGAACUGACUCCACCUCUGCAGAGAUCUACAUAGAAGGCAUCUCUUCUUCUGACUCUGAAGGUGAAAUCAUCAAAGACGAAAUGGAUCACAAACCCAGGCCAGCCAACACCUCUGUGAAUGCAGCAUCUCCUGCUGUCAGAACUGCAACCAAACAUCAAGAAACCUCCAAGGUCCCACCAGCUGUGGUCCAGCCUGUGUCUGUACCUGUCCAGACUGUGUCAACACCAGCUAACCAGGCUCAAAGCCCCACUAACUAUUUGCAAGGACUAGAUGGAAGACCUAUAAUUGCUGCUCCUGUAUUUACAAAGAUGUUACAGGAUAUUUCAGCUUCUGAGGGGCAGCUUGUUGUUUUUGAAUGUCGGGUGAAAGGAGCUCCUUCCCCAAAGGUUGAAUGGUAUAGAGAAGGAACACUGAUAGAAGACUCUCCAGAUUUUAGGAUAUUACAGAAAAAACCACGAUCUAUGGCUGAACCAGAGGAGAUCUGUACCCUCGUUAUUGCUGAAGUAUUUUCAGAAGACUCUGGCAGUUUCACCUGUACUGCAAGCAAUAAAUAUGGCACAGUGUCCAGCAUAGCUCGUCUGACUGUCAAAGCAGCUGAAGACAGCAGCAGUGCUGCUGCCCUUCACACAAUGAGCUCCAUCGACUUCGUGGCCACCGAGCACCAACCUCGCCCCCAAACUCCCUCCAGCCAUGGGGCAAAUCAAACAGCCAAACCCAAACUGGAAGGAGUUCUUGUGAACCACAAUGAACCCAGGUCCAGCUCCAAGGCAGGGCUCCGUGUCCACUUCAAGCUGCCUGAAGAUGAAAAGGGAAGUGAAUCAUCAGAGGAUGGAUCUGGAGCCACAAACCAAAUCAGACCCAACCAUUUCCCAGAGAAGAUAAAUGGACAGCCAAUGAAAAUCCCAGAGCCAACAUCACCAUCCAAGGAACCUCCCCCAGUACUGGCUAAACCAAAGCUUGAUCAGAGCCAGUUAAAACAGCUCCACAACCAGGUCUUGCUUGAACAACAGCAGGUGCAUCAGGCAUCUCUCAGAGAGCUGCCAUUCAACAGCACUUUGGUGAAUUCUGCCACUUGCCUGUACCAGCAGUGCACCUCGAGCCUGUACAAGCAGAGCUCAGCCGGUGCCUUUGGCUAUGGGCGCCCCAAGCAGUUCCUGGCACCAGCGACUCUCCCCCAGGGCAGCCCCUGUGCCAGCUCCUCAGCCACCCUCAGCAGCGCUCCCCAGGCAGCCCAGAGAACAGCCAACAUGGAAACCCUCAUGGCAAACCCUCCAGCUGCCCCGUCCAGAGCCUCAGGAGGGUUUACAAGCAGAAGUGAGCAGUCUCUAGCGAGCCCUAAAGAAGCCGUGGUGCCUCCAUUAACACUUUCCAUGGGCAGUGUCAAACAGUUCCAGCCACAGACUGUGACUCCUGCUCCCCUCUCCCCAACGGGACGGAUCCAGAACCCAGUAGCUUUCCUCAGUGCUGUUCUUCCUUCUCUCCCCACCACACCAUCCACCAAUGCCAUGGGAUUGCCCAGAAGCACACCUGCCACCCCAACCCAGGGAUUAACAAAGAAAAACCUGAAGCCUCUACCAUUAGCAACAGAAGAUUCUAUCCGGGAAAACAAAGCUGCACUUGUAAAGGACCUGGAAAGAAAACUGCAUUUCAGAGAGGAUGCUAAUCAACCAAGUGGCCAGCAGGAAUACAGGAUUUCCAGCUUUGAGCAGAGGCUGAUGAAUGAAAUCGAAUUUCGCCUGGAGCGGACCCCGGUGGAUGAAUCAGAUGAUGAAGUGCAACACGAGGAAAUCCCCACAGGCAAAUACAUAGCUCCCAUCUUUGAUAAGAGACUCAAGCAUUUUCGGGUAAUGGAAGGAUCCCCUAUCACAUUCACCUGCAAAAUAGUUGGAAUACCUGUUCCCAAGGUCUACUGGUUCAAGGAUGGCAAGCAGAUUUCAAAGAAAAACACACAUUUCAAAAUGAACAGAGAAGAAGAUGGAACAUGUUCUUUACAUAUUGAAGCUGCUACUAAUGAUGAUGAUGGCAACUAUACAAUUAUGGCUGCAAACCCACAAGGGAGGAUCAGUUGUUCAGGACACCUGAUGGUUCAGAGUGUCCCUUUUCGGGGACGAAUAUCAACAACUCAGCCUCACAGAACACGACCCCGGGUGCCAGAAGGAGACAAGGAGGCAGUUCAAGAACGUUUUUUCAGGCCAUACUUCCUCCAGGCUCCAGGUGACAUGGUGGCACACGAAGGGAGACUCUGCAGGUUGGACUGUAAGGUGAGUGGGUUACCAACUCCAGACCUGACAUGGCUCCUGAAUGGCAAACCUGUGCUCCCAGAUGCCAGACACAAGAUGCUGGUCAGAGAGACUGGAGUGCACUCCCUGCUCAUCGACCCUCUCUCCCAAAGUGAUGCUGGGACUUACACCUGCCUUGCCACCAACAGAACAGGACAAAAUUCAUUUAGUCUGGAGCUCACUGUUGUAGCAAAGGAAGUAAAAAGAGCCCCCAUGUUUCUGGAGAAGCUUCAGAACUGUGGUGUUCCAGAAGGCUACCCUGUCAGAUUAGAGUGCAGAGUUGUGGGAAUGCCACCUCCUGUAUUUUACUGGAAGAAAGACAAUGAGACCAUCCCAUCAAACAGAGAGAGGAUGAGCAUGCAUCAGGACACAACAGGGUAUGUCUGCCUGCUGAUCCAGCCUGCCAAGAAAGCAGAUGCUGGUUGGUACACCUUGUCUGCCAAGAACGAAGCUGGCAUUGUCUCCUGCACUGCUCGACUCGACAUAUACGCUCAGUGGCACCGUCAGAUUCCACAAGCGCUCAAGCUCCGCCCCGCUGGCAGCCGCUACACGAACCUCAGCAGCCAAGGACUCGACAUCUUCCCUGCCUUUCCAGCUCCUGACAGCCCCGUGCUGUUUGCAUCCCCCACCCAAAAGUUGGUGGAGAGUGAAGAACUUUGAAAAACAAACACUCGUUCCAGUUGCACCUGCGGAGAUACUUAGAACUGUGAAAAACUAAAUAAUAAUAAUAAUAAAAAAAAAGAGGAGGUACAACUCAUGAUGCUCAAGGUUUACAAGCAACUUGUUUGUAAUGAAGUGCUCUGCUGCUGCAAAUACUGCAAGUAAUAUAUCAUACAAAACUUUUGCAUAUGGUUUUAAUGCAGGAUAAUUGUGGUAUGGAGUGUUGUGCAAUAAAUUCAGUACUGUGUA